UUUCAUGAUUUGAUUUGUUGUGGUUGACAGGUUGACAGUUAAGAAAAGUUAUACAAUCAAUUUAUAGUCCCAGUCAAGUAAAUUUUAUUUACAAUUUGCACUAUGGCUUUAUCCUUAAUUUUAAGAAACACCGCUAAAUUGCAAGCUCUUCCAAAAGCAUCGAAAUGUGUAAUGUUUACUAAUAAUGUAAGACCUUUUUCACAAAUCUUAACGCCGUUAAAUAAAAGUCCAAUAUCUGCAAGUAAAUCAAAAAUUAAUACAGUUGUUAUUCGAAGCAUGUCAGGAGAUCACAGUAAGUUAUGGCCUAUUGAAAAAGCUGUAUCUAUUGCUUUGCUCGGACUAGUUCCGGCAACAUUUUUAACCCCAAAUAUUGUCCUUGAUAAUUUAUUGGCUGUUGCGGUCGUGGCACACUUCCACUGGGGCUUGGAAGCAUGUGUAAUCGAUUAUGUAAGACCUAUCAUUUUUGGCCCCGUGAUUCCAAAAAUUGUUCUCGGUUUGUUAUAUGUCAUCUCUGCUGCAACUUUAGGAGGUCUUUUAUAUUACAAUCACAAUUGCAUUGGUAUUGGAAAAACUGGUAGAAGAUUUUGGGAAAUUAAAUGUUAAUAUUUUUUUUGUCAAGUGCCUUCUCGGUGUAUUGUGUAAACUGUAACUACUUUGUGUGAUUAAUAAAACUUUUCUUGUAG
Molecule: messenger RNA, 683 nt
Organism: Anoplophora glabripennis (Asian longhorned beetle)
Lineage: Eukaryota; Metazoa; Arthropoda; Insecta; Coleoptera; Cerambycidae
Gene: SdhD
Product: succinate dehydrogenase [ubiquinone] cytochrome b small subunit, mitochondrial
Exons: 3
Coding region: 103-603 (166 amino acids)
Biological process (GO): mitochondrial electron transport, succinate to ubiquinone; tricarboxylic acid cycle
Cellular component (GO): membrane; mitochondrial envelope
Molecular function (GO): ubiquinone binding; heme binding
Source: RefSeq, a predicted model, not a curated record